Messenger RNA from Tachyglossus aculeatus (Australian echidna), 2885 nucleotides. RefSeq names its product L3MBTL histone methyl-lysine binding protein 1 (gene L3MBTL1). Bases 333 to 2870 code for a protein of 845 amino acids. Gene Ontology annotation, biological process: regulation of DNA-templated transcription. The record is from RefSeq and is a predicted model, not a curated record. Gene Ontology annotation, molecular function: zinc ion binding; protein binding. Gene Ontology annotation, cellular component: nucleus. The transcript has 24 exons. Lineage: Eukaryota; Metazoa; Chordata; Mammalia; Monotremata; Tachyglossidae.
CCCGGCCCCCGGCCCCCCGCGGGCCCCGUCCGCCAGCGGAGAAGUCAAGGCUGUUUUCGGGAGAGCUGGGUGGCCGAGGCCUGCUGCUCCGCCGACCGAGCCGGGGAAGGGCCUGGGCCUGAGAGCCGCCGGUCGGAAAUGCAGCAGGAGGGAGUCGGGUUAGCGACGACGAGGGAUUUCCCGGCCCAGGUGACAGUCCGGCCCAACUAGUGUCUCCUGCCGGAUGGGACUGGGCGUUGCCCUUUGUCUUCCAUGGAGAAAUCAGACGGAUGCAACGUGUGACAGAACUGUCCCGUUCCUAAAGAGGUUGCCCUCGGGGACCGGGUCCGGGCAUGGACGGGAGCGUGGAGCUGGAGGUGCUGAGGACCCCCCAGGGGCCCGGGGAGGUCAGCGUCCACCUGGUGGGCAGCGAUAACGCCGGGCCGACCCCCCACCUGCCGGCCACCGCCUUCAUCAUUCCAGCGAACCCGGCCGCCAUCGCCCUCCCCACCGGCCCCGUGGAGAUCCAGCGGUUUCCCCGCGAGCCCCCGAGGGGCCCGGGGCCGGAGAGGCCACAGCGGCUCCCUGGGAGCGAGCCCGUCACGGCCACCGUGAUCCCCCAGGUCGGAGGGGCGCAGGCCGGCAGCACGGUCCGUGUGCUCGACUGGAAGGACGGCCUGGCCACCCUGCCGGGAAGCAGCCUGCGGCUCCGGAUCAACGAGUUUGGGACCCUGAAGGUGGUCAGUGCGGACAGACUAGCAGGCCCAGAGCCCGUGACGGAGGCGUCUCCAGCCAAGGAGGGGGUCCCCGCCGAGCACGCUCCUGCCCCACCUCCCGGGAGAGAGGAGGAUGAAGAGGAGGAGGAGGAGGAGGAGGAGGAAGAGGAGGAAGGCACAUGCCGCUGCAACACCUGCGGAAGGCGGCAUGUGGCCAGGGGUGCCCGGGGCGGGCGAGGCUUUUGCAGUGAAAUCUGUCACCGGCAGUUCACAGAGAGGUCUGUCAUCGUGGAGAACUCCGCGGGCGGCACCGCCGCCGUCGAGAUCCUGAAACCGGUGAAGAAGAGGAAGAGGAAGGAGUGGCCCAGCCCAUCGGAGGGGGAGUCCGAGCUGGAGCAAACGGAGGAGAAGCAGGAAGAGAGGAAGGAUGCGGAGGGGGACCGCGCCACCAGCACACCUGAGAGUGAGGAGUGGAGUCCAAGACAGCCUGGUAAGGAAGGCCCGGGCGGGGAGCCGAAGGACGGCUGGUCGUGGACUGCUUACCUGGCGGAGCACAAGGCCAUCUCAGCACCCCCCAGCCUCUUCCAGGAACACCAGCGCGUGAGCUCGCAUAGGAAUGGCUUCCGGCCGGGGAUGAAGUUGGAAGGGAUCGACCCUCAGCAUCCGUCCAUGUAUUUCAUCCUCACUGUGGCCGAGGUCUGUGGCUAUCGCAUGCGCCUCCACUUCGACGGCUAUUCCGAGUGCCAUGACUUCUGGCUCAACGCCGACUCGCCCAACAUCCACCCGGCCGGCUGGUUCGAGCGUACCGGGCACAAGUUGCAGCCGCCGAAAGGCUAUAAGGAGGAUGAAUUCAGCUGGAGCAACUACCUGCGGGUCACCAAAGCCCAGGCUGCCCCCCAGCACCUGUUUGUGACCCCGAGAAGCGGGACGGCCCCGGCCGGCUUUCAGGUGGGCAUGAAGCUGGAGGCCGUGGACCGCAUGAACCCAUCCCUCAUCUGCGUGGCCACGGUGACGGACGUGGUGGACGCGCGCUUCCUGGUCCACUUUGACAACUGGGACGACACUUACGACUACUGGUGUGACCCCAGCAGCCCCUACAUCCACCCCGUCGGCUGGUGUCAGGAACAUGGGAAGCCUCUCACCCCUCCUCAAGACUACCCAGACCCCGACAGCUUCAGCUGGGAACGAUACCUGGGGGAGACCGGGGCCCCCGCCGUGCCAGCCUGGGCCUUCACGGAGAGGCCCCCGCACGGGUUCCUGGUGAACAUGAAGCUGGAGGCCGUGGACCGACGGAGCCCGUCCCUCAUCCGGGUGGCCAGCGUGGAGGAUGUGGAGGACCACCGGGUCAAGAUCCACUUCGACGGCUGGACGCACGCCUACGACUUCUGGAUCGACGCCGACCACCCCGACCUCCAUCCCGCGGGCUGGUGCUCCAGGACGGGCCACCCGCUGCAGCCCCCGCUGCGACCCAAAGAGCCAGGCUCCUCGUCCUCUCCCCCCGGGAGCUGCCCCGCUCUCAACUGUAAGAACCUCCCACCCGCCAAGGGGUCUAGAUACAAUUUUCACCACAGAAAGUGCCCUACGCCGGGCUGCGACGGCUCGGGACACGUGACGGGCAAGUUCACGGCUCACCACUGCCUCUCGGGCUGUCCCCUGGCCGAGAAGAACCAGGGCCGGCUGAAGGCCGAGCUGUCGGACGCGGAGGCCUCGGCCCGCAAGAGGAACCUCCUCGGCUUCUCCCAGAGGAAGAAGUCACGGCACCAUGGGCGGAUCGGAAGGCCACGGAAGUACCGGAAACUCCAGCAGGAAGACUUCCAGGCUCUUUCUGCAGACACCGGCCACCAGUCCUUCUUCAUGUCCGCCCUGUCGGCUCACCCUGACCGCUCGCUUUCCCUGUGCUGGGAGCAGCACAGCAAACUGUUGCCUGGGGUGGCAGGGAUCACGGCAGCCACAGUGGCCAAAUGGACCAUUGAUGAGGUCUUUGGCUUUGUUCAGACCUUGACAGGCUGUGAGGACCAAGCGAAACUCUUCAAGGACGAGAUGAUUGACGGCGAAGCGUUCCUUUUGCUAACCCAGGCCGACAUCGUGAAGAUCAUGAGCGUCAAGCUGGGCCCGGCCCUCAAGAUCUAUAACGCCAUCCUCAUGUUCAAAAACGCCGACGACACCUUAAAGUGACCAGGGUCCCGAGAC